AUGAAGUCACAGUCGAGUCUAGAGGUGCCGAAGCAGGUGAGGUCCGCCUCCUUCGACGAGAUACAGCUCGAGGCGAAGCGGCAGGACGGGGCGCGGGCGAGAGAACAGAGCCCCGCCGAUCGGGCCGCGGCGGCUUCGUGCAACCCCCAGCAACCCUCGUUCCGGUCGGCAUCAUCCGCCUUCACCUCCGCCGCCAGCAGCUCCGCCGCGAUCGCCGCCCCGAGCCGUUACUCCCACCACGAGUCGGCCGUCAGGAGACUGACGACCCUCCGCGUACCCCAGCUGCGGAGCAACCAGCGUUCGAAGAGCUUCGAUGCUUGCGGCAUCGACAAGAGAAGCACGGGGAAUCCUUCGCCGCCGCCGAUUCUCCAGGCAUCCGGAUGCUACCACUGCGCCUGCGUCGAGGAGUACGAGCGGCGGCAGGCCAGGAAGAACGAGGCCGCGGAAUCACCCUCCGCGAUAUUCGCAGCCAGGACUAUCCUCGACGCGAGGGUCGGGAGCACCGAGGAUGGUGAGGACGAGGAGGAGGACGACGAGAGGGAGGAAAACGAGGACGAGGACGACGAAGACGCCGAUGCCGACGACUUGCAGGACGCGGAAGAAGACGCGCUCAGGUACCGCGAACGAUCCUCGGGGAGUUCCUGUUCGCAGCAGGACUCCCAGGAGAGAACGGACCGUGAGAACAGCCCCGAGAUUCUGGUCACCCUGACGAGCACGGACUCCUCUUAUCCCUCGACGAGACGGAGAUCGGUCGCCUCGCCCAAACUCUCGAGACAGGAAGCGCUUACCUCGUUUCCCGCCGACCUCACCUCCACCCUUAGCAUCAAGGACCCCGAAGACGACGAGGGCGACGGCAGCUCCGAUCCAUCCGCGACCGACGUCGAGUCCGAGGAACGGACUGGACUGAGAGGCGGACGACUCGUCGUCAGGGACAUUUUCCUCACCGUUCCAGAGCUUAAGAGAGACCGUGCAGCCUCCGUCGACUCCUGCUUCAACGGCAGCAAGGCCUCCGAGAAGACCGGAGAGAACCAGCAGGGCCUCCUUGCCGUUCCUCAGCAGAGCUUGCGAUCGAAAAGCGUCGACAUCGUCCUUCCCACCGACGCUCAGACCAGAUACACCACCCUCCUACCAUCCAACGAGUCUCGUCAGUUGCGAGGAGGGAGAGAGGGAGCAGAUGGUGGGUCGAGUGCUGGCCAACAAAGAGAACCCCGAUCGACGCCAGACUGGGGACCGAGCGCGAUCAACGGGGAACAUCUCUGGGUCCCAACCGCUGCUUCCGGGGACUUUUGCUACGUCACUGACUGUUCCAAACACGGUCCGAGGCUAAAGUGCGCAGCGUGUCGAGUAGUGGCCCACGCCUGCUGCGCUACGGGACUCGGGUUUGCCUGCAAGCCUAGUUUCCGGGACGUUGGAGUGCGGCAGUACCGGGAGCAGACAUCGACGCACCAUCACUGGGUGCACAGAAGGUCGCAGAAGGGUAAAUGCGCCAACUGUGGUAAAUCGUUCCAGUCCAAGCUCAGUUUCAGUUCAAAGGAGAUAGUAGCGCUGAGCUGCAGCUGGUGCAAGACGGCUUACCACAACAAGGAGGCAUGCUUCAACGUCCAGAAGAUCGGCGAAAACUGCGACCUGGGCCGUCACGCUUCGGUGAUAGUUCCUCCCUCGUGGAUAGUAAAGCUUCCGCGUAAAGGGAGCUUCAAAAGCAGCCUCCGUAAGUCGCCCCAGAAGAAGAAGUCCGGCUCGGGUGGCGGCGGCUGUUUGGCCGGCACCGCCUCCACCCGAAAAAAGAAGGACAAGGACAAAGAUAAGGAGCAGACCAGACUCUGGGUCGUCAAGCCCAUACCGACGGCCAGCGUCAGGCCCGUCUUGGUGUUCAUCAACCCCAAAUCAGGCGGCAAUCAAGGCGCGAAACUCCUUCAGAAGUUUCAGUGGCUCCUCAAUCCGCGUCAGGUCUUUGACCUCACACAAGGCGGUCCGAAAAUGGGAUUGGAGCUCUUCAAAAAAGUCCCGAACCUCAGGGUUCUGGCUUGCGGUGGCGACGGUACCGUCGGCUGGGUCCUCUCCAUUCUCGAUCAAAUCGGGGCAUCGCCGCCGCCUGCGGUUGGCGUCCUUCCUCUCGGUACGGGAAACGACCUUGCUCGGGCCCUCGGCUGGGGCGGCGGAUACACCGACGAGCCCAUAGCCAAGAUACUCUCGAACAUCGGGGACAGCGACACUACGCUUCUAGAUCGAUGGCAACUGACCGUUGAGAGGAACACCGACGCUCCGAACGACGACGAGGCUGGUAAAGGGAAGGAGAACCUUCCCUUGAACGUGGUCAACAACUAUUUCUCCCUCGGCGUCGACGCUCACAUCGCCCUAGAAUUUCACGAGGCAAGAGAGGCCCACCCGGAAAAGUUCAACUCCCGGCUCAGGAACAAAAUGUUCUACGGACAAAUGGGCGGCAAGGAUCUUGUCCGCCGAAAGUGGAAGGACCUCUCGGAGUUUGUUACCCUGGAAUGCGACGGGCAGGACUUGACUCCAAAGCUGAAGGAGCACCGAGUCCACGCUAUAGUAUUUCUCAACAUCGGAUCCUACGGAGGAGGAACUCACCCCUGGGCUGCGGGGGGUGGUGGAAGCAGCGGGGGUGGCUCGGGAGUGACUGGCGAACCGGCUACCGAUGACGGGCUGAUCGAGGUCGUGGGGCUGACGACUUAUCAGCUUCCCUUGCUGCAGGCAGGCGGUCAUGGAACCUGCAUAGCCCAGUGCAGCAAGGCGAAGUUGGUAACGACGAGGACGAUCCCGAUGCAGGUGGAUGGUGAGGCGUGCCGCUUGCUACCGUCGACGAUCUCGCUAUCGCUGCUCAACCAAGCGACGAUGCUCGCGAAGCGAAGAAACACAGGAAAACCGCAGCAGAACGUCGGAGCGAAACUGGAGCGGCUAAAGCUGCCCGUUAUGAAGAUCAAAAUGUCCGAUUACGAGGCGUACCACUCGGACAAGGAGCGACUCAAACGGUCGGCUGUCUCUUGGCUGCCGGAUACCCUCGACUUGGACGCCACUCUGGACCUCGAAUCCCUGCGAGGAAUACUCGCGAAAGAUCUGCCGAUGGACGCCUGUUGCUUUUUGGACUCUUGCACGGCGGAGCGAUUUUUCAGGAUCGACAGAGCCCAAGAGCAGCUUCACUACGUCACCGACGUCGCGGCUGAUGCUCUUUACGUUUUGGAGGAGGGAGUCGCGGCGGUUCCGCACCCGGAUGCGGACAGCGUCGCUCAGCCGUCACCAAGCGACGAGGCGGCCAAGCCGGGGACCGGAACUGUGGCCGAGGAGAGGCGACUCUCACCGGGACGCGCGUCUCCCGUGCAGGACCAAUCGCGGUCGCCGCGAGAACCGGAACCGGAGCGACGAGCGUCGAGUCGAAGGGUGCCCGAGAUCGCGGUCGCCGGGACCGAGGAACCUGGCAAGCUUCCGGAUACAACGCCGUCCAACGGCGCCAAGCCUCCCGCCAACAAAUCCAACGACGCCUCGUCCGCGGCGUCCAGCCAAUCUCAUCAGCCUCUUGCUUUCGUCAGUUCGAGGGAUCGUUUGUUCGGACUGAGUGCGGAGGUGCACGAGCACAGUCAUACCUUUGGCGGUGGUCUCCUCGAGAAGACGUGCGACGGCAUACUGAGGGCGGCAAAAACCGGCGACCUGCCGGCUCUGAAGGAUCUCCACUCCAAGGGUUACUCGCUUCUCUCGAUCGACGUGAACGGACAGACUGCUUUGCACCACGCCGCGAGGCACGGCCACAAGGACAUAGUGAGGUACCUGAUCGCCUGCGCCCCUUCGACGAUCCUGAACAUGGCGGACAACGACAAGGGACAAACAGCCCUUCACAAGGCCGCCCAGCAGAAAAGGCGCUCGGUUUGCUGCAUGCUGGUGGCCGGAGGAGCGACUCUUACGGUUCGAGAUCGACACGGUCACACGGCACGGCAGUUGGCCCUCAAUGCAGAGGAUCGGGAGCUGGCAGCAUACCUGGAGAGUCAGGAGCAAUUUCACCUGGUGACAGUGGACAUGGAAAGCGUUCUUUGACCCACCGAGCUUUAUGGUCUGGCUUAAACGAGCCUGCAGCGAAUUUAAUCAGUUAUGUAUAGUUACAUUAUAAUAUUAUUAUAUAUUAUAUAGACUAUUCGCACGUUAAAAGGAAACGUGUGAUAAUAUUCGGUUAACGAUAUGAUAUAUGUACCCGUAAAACACAAGUAUAAGGGUAGGUAUAGUAACAAUAAUUCUGACGAUCUUUUUUUUUCUUUCGCUAAAAAAUAUAAAGAUUUUUCACCUUAUUCGAUCGCAUGUGAUAUAAAAGCACGCGUAAAAGCAUUUAAAAAAAGCAAAAACUGAAAAUUAAAGAAAAGAAAAAAAAAAAAACACCCACACGUUAACAAUUGUUCGAAAAAUUUAC
Neodiprion fabricii is the source of this 4411-nucleotide messenger RNA. RefSeq names its product eye-specific diacylglycerol kinase (gene rdgA). The transcript has 11 exons. The coding region runs from base 1 to 4044 and encodes 1347 amino acids. Gene Ontology annotation, molecular function: ATP-dependent diacylglycerol kinase activity; protein binding. Gene Ontology annotation, biological process: lipid phosphorylation; intracellular signal transduction; diacylglycerol metabolic process. The record is from RefSeq and is a predicted model, not a curated record. NCBI's taxonomy places the organism in Eukaryota, Metazoa, Arthropoda, Insecta, Hymenoptera, Diprionidae.